Molecule: messenger RNA, 1183 nt
Organism: Acanthopagrus latus (yellowfin seabream)
Lineage: Eukaryota; Metazoa; Chordata; Actinopteri; Spariformes; Sparidae
Gene: ccsapb
Product: centriole, cilia and spindle-associated protein b
Exons: 5
Coding region: 112-1038 (308 amino acids)
Biological process (GO): regulation of mitotic spindle assembly
Cellular component (GO): centriole; ciliary transition zone; ciliary basal body
Molecular function (GO): microtubule binding
Source: RefSeq, a predicted model, not a curated record
GCGGGUCCUGUAGCCGAGGGAAGCCUCCAGCUGCUCUGCCAUUGGUUUACAACUGUCUCUACGUUAUCGUUUAAAUGUCUGGCGGUGGUACCUAACCUAGAAGAAGUGCGGAUGAGAGACAGUAAAGCCUGUAUUUCAGGAGGGCUUUCUUCAGGGAGUUCUCAGAGUGACAAGAUGGUGACCAAGAGGAUCCGCUCGGAGUACAUGAAGAAGUUCAAGGACCCUAAAUGGGAGACUUACACAAAGUGUUAUGAGGAGAUGCUGAAGUACAGGCUGACCCGGAGGCUGCUGGAGCACACACACAACCCCUGGUUCUGGAGUGGUUCCGACACUGAUUCAGACUCCGGAGGAAGAAGUCCCCUUCCUCCCGGUAGGAACCAGGUUGGGGCUGAGACCAGCGGCAGGGACAGGACACAGGCUGAGCUGGAGGAGUGUGAGGGGUCGAGGAUGGACAGAGGCACAGGGACUGUACCCAGGCUUGCUCUUCAAGAGGAGGAGGAGAAUGUGUCUGCAGCCCAUGGCCAACAGCUGGAAGGUGCCAGAGAGACAAGAGUACCAGAGGAGGAGCAGAGAGAGGAGCCGAGGGAGGAGCAGAGAGCCACCAGACAGCCAGCAGUCACUCGCAGGGAGCAAGACAGAGAGGGAGACGCUGGUGGCCCACAGGAGAGCAAACCCCCCAGAUCCUCCAAACACCUUUGGCGCUCCCAGCGCGUUCGGCCCGCAGCAACACGGCAGCCCAGAGAGGACAGUAAGGACAGCAGACAUCCUUUCGCUCUGUAUGGUUCAGGAGAGAAGGACGCAGACAUUGCAAGCAGGAAGACACACAACGUUGGUCCUGCAGCUUCGACUAAAGAGAUCCAUGAGUCGGCUCUACGUGCUAAGACCAGGCGGGAGGUGGAGCGCCAGAUCCAGACGCAGAGGGCCGACCGUCGGAGAGCCAAGUCUGCCGACGUGGACAAAGCUAGAACGCUGGUUGUUCCGGAGUUUAACCCCUGGCUCACAGAGUACAUGCGCUGCUUCUCUGCUCGCUCCCGAUAGGACACACACACACACACACACACAGAAGAUAUACUUACAUCAAAGUGAUUCCAGAUGAAAACACAUAAACAAAGCCAUAUUAUUGCCCUUAUCUCCCCUGAAUACCCACAGAUGCAGAAUAAAGCACUGGGCUGUCUCUCUCUCA